Messenger RNA from Penicillium argentinense, 1356 nucleotides. RefSeq names its product 8-oxoguanine glycosylase OGG1. The transcript is spliced from 2 exons. Gene Ontology annotation, cellular component: nucleus. Gene Ontology annotation, molecular function: damaged DNA binding; 8-oxo-7,8-dihydroguanine DNA N-glycosylase activity. Gene Ontology annotation, biological process: base-excision repair, AP site formation; base-excision repair; nucleotide-excision repair. Bases 1 to 1356 code for a protein of 451 amino acids. NCBI's taxonomy places the organism in Eukaryota, Fungi, Ascomycota, Eurotiomycetes, Eurotiales, Aspergillaceae. The record is from RefSeq and is a predicted model, not a curated record.
AUGUGGGCAGUCAUUCAGGUUCGCACCUACCCUUUUGGAAGGAGCGCCCAGUUGAGGAAGGUACGACUGGGCGCACCUUCCCCGAACCUGUACAACUGGAAGCUGACCAUUGGCAGAUGGCAGAGCGUUCCCGAAAGCGAGGAAUGGCGCUGCGUCCUGUAUGGCCGCCUUCUCUGUCUAAAGCAGGACUCGGAAUAUCUCUAUUAUCGCACCUGCUCUUCCCCCUCUCCUUCAACUCCUCCUUUAUCUGACCUUCCUUCGCAAGAACAAGUGGACACGGGAGGCAAAAAAAGCAUUGCAAAUUCCGGGAAGAGUCAGGAUGAUCAAAUCCUGUCUAUCAUCAAGCACUACUUGAAUCUUUCUUCCAACCUCAGUGAACUUUACGCCCGAUGGUCUGCUCAAGAUCCCAACUUCAAGAAAAAAGGUGCUCAAUUUUCUGGCAUUCGGAUCCUGCGCCAGGACCCAUGGGAGGCUCUCAUCUCGUUUAUUUGCAGCAGCAACAACAACAUCUCGCGCAUUUCGCAGAUGGUGGAGAAACUGUGUAUCCACUAUGGACUAUUUGUUGCAAAGAUCGAUGACCGUUCGUACCAUGACUUUCCCACGCCCGAAGCACUGGCCGGCAAGGAUGUGGAAAGCAACCUCCGCAGCCUGGGGUUUGGCUACCGAGCCAAGUACAUCUACCGAACGGCAGUCAUGGUAUCCCAAGAGCGGGAAAAAGGCUGGCUGAAUAGCAUCUGCAAUCCCGAGUCACCAGCCUUUGGCAUCGGAGCGAAACCCGGCGGCGCAAUGGCGCCCGAAGGCCGCCAGGGCUACCGCGAGGCUCAUGAAAAACUGCUUGAACUGCAAGGCGUUGGUCCCAAGGUCUCGGACUGCGUAUGUCUGAUGGGUCUGGGAUGGGGUGAAUCUGUUCCUGUGGAUACCCAUGUUUGGCAAAUCGCGCAACGAGACUAUCGCUUUGGCAAAAGCUCACAGAAAACCCUGAACAAGACAACCUAUGAUGCCGUGGCCAACCAUUUCCGCAAGCUAUGGGGUCAAGAAGCUGGGUGGGCCCAUAGCGUCCUCUUUACCGCCGACCUUCGCUCCUUUGCCGACCGACUCGCUUCUACCAAGAAGGUGGAUAUCGCCGUAAAAGAGGAAGGAGCCGAGGUGGAAAUAAAGACCGAGGUCAUGACCGCUGUUGCUCUAACGGCGCCGCAGGAAAUCGCGGACGUGAAAAUUGAAGUCUCGGAGAGGAAACUCGUCACAAAGUCGCCCAAAGGAAAGAAGCGGAAGCAGUCAGCGGACGGGAUCAUCCAUGCCUCGAAGUCGACAGAGACCAGGAGGAUGUCGAAGAGACUCCGAUCCGACGCCAAAUGA